This is a messenger RNA of Planococcus citri (citrus mealybug), 7805 nucleotides long. RefSeq names its product UNC-79 domain-containing protein (gene unc79). The record is from RefSeq and is a predicted model, not a curated record. The transcript is spliced from 49 exons. Gene Ontology annotation, molecular function: protein binding. Lineage: Eukaryota; Metazoa; Arthropoda; Insecta; Hemiptera; Pseudococcidae.
CGCGAAAGUUCAUUCGAAAAUAAAUGCGAAAUAUUGUGAACCGAAUCGGAAAUUGAUUACUAGAUACACAAUACACAUUACACAUCUUUUCAUAAUGUAGUGAGUUUAUUCUUGAGUUUUUCAUUCAGGAGGUAGGUGAAAGCUAAAAUGUGAUUGAACGGAAAGUUUUCCGUGACUGGAAAAUUAUGCCAAUAGAGAGAAGGAAAACGACAGAUCGACAUUGAUUUUUACAUUAUUCAAAAAUGUAUACCACAGCAGCUACAUUUGCUGCAAAAAUAAAAACUCUUCAAGAGUACCAUUCUCGUUUACUAAAUGGGACUGUCCCAUUACCGACUGGCUAUGACAUUGUGAAUACUCUGUCUUCUUUGAAACAAUCUCUCCAAGUUGUUCUCAAGGAUAUGCCUACCGACGUAUUAGAGAUGACAAAGCACCUAGAAAAAGAUACUUCAAGACUUUCCCUCUUCCCGGCUAUGGAUUAUAAAGGUUUAUACAACGCUCUUGUUCUACUGAUCGAUGACGGUGCUAUAAUUCACACUGGAUUACAAGAAUUCGCUCAGUCGGUGUUUUGUACAUUAAUAUUCCUGAUACCAUUCUUGGAACGAGACCUUUUGAGUUUACUGCCCUAUUUAGCUGCGUCUUCGCUCACGGCAUUCCCUGUCGAAAUGCAUAAGGAUAUUAUGAACUACUUAAUUUAUCAUAUUCUUCCAUUUACAGUCCCGUCCAAAAGUAGUGAAGAUAGCUGUAUCGCGUUGUCAGUUCCUUCGAUUUUAAUGGCAGUUUUACAAUAUUCAGAAGAACUUUGUCAAAGUUCCAACGUCAAUGCUCAUCAUUGUCAUUUAUUGGAAUCCCUGAUGGCUUUAAAAUCAAAUGUUGCGAAAGAUAUUUUGAAUAUAAUCGCUUAUGGACCCUCCUAUACGAAAGUUUCUGCCAGCAAACUUCUAUUUUAUUAUUGGCCCUCUUUUAAUACAGCUUUAUUCGAAAGAAGAGCCGCUCCAGCAGAAAUAACUGAAAUGAUCACAUACGCAUGCCAGUGUAAGAAUUGCCCCAGCGGUGGAACUAAUAAUGUAUCAAAAAUUUGCAACAAUAUCUUACUCACCAUUAAAUAUUCGAAUGGUACCCCUCCUCCACUUUAUCUAUGCGUUGAAUGCGCAAAUGAAAUUCAUCGGGAGCACCCGAAUCAAGAUUUUCACGAUGUGCUACUACCUGUUCACCAAGCUUCCAAUUCUUGCGAUUAUAAAAAUUGCAGAGGGGUCGAAAAGAGCGUCGUCUCUAUUUGUUUCUCAAUGGAAUGCGCAAGUUAUAAUCAAAAUCGUCCGAUUAGAUAUUGCCAAUCGUGUCAUAAUUCACGACAUAAUAAUCUUCGGGGUUACGACCAUAUUUUUCAUACAAAGCUGUGCCAGGCUUGGGAUAUGGAUCCAGUCAUGCGAACAUAUUUGAUAGAUGCGGCUGUGAGUCUUUUAAAAGAAGCUCGUCCAGUUACUCCAGAAAUUCCCCGAGAUAUGACGGAUAUUCAGGCGAAAGCUGCUGCGUUCAAUGUCAUCAGUGAAUCAAGUUCUAUACUUCCAGAAGAAAGACAAUUAAUGGGCAGAUUCGGUGCUUUACUUUUGGUAGGAUUGUGUAUGCCUACUCAAGAGUCCCCUCCAGAAGUUGUUGGUCGAAUACUAUCCAUUUUGUUCAAUUGGUUUCGAAUUACGGCGUAUACAUUUGACAAUCAAGAAGAAUAUUCGUUGGAAAAUUUGAAAAAAUUUACGAUUAGUAAAAAAUUGUUGGAAAUUCAUAAUAUGCAUUUCUCCACCUACGUUUCGUGUCUCUUACCGCAUCCUCCGAAUUAUGCGAGAGUUGGGGGACAUUGGGAAAUGAUGGUACCACGAACGGCUCAUUUGAAAAAUGGACUCAAUAAAAUAUAUUGUUUGACGCAAUAUAAUUUAAUCACUCAAGAAGUUUGGGAUUUAAUAAUGCCUCAUUGGCUGGAAGCAAUUGUUCACGAUGUUUCUGAAAAAGAAUUGAGCGAAUUGAAAAUGGCCAUUAGUAAAAUGUUGGAUAUUAACCAAUGCACAAUCACAAAUCUUGAUGCAAAAAAAAUGUACCAUUUUAUAUCAGUGAGAUUCAAAAAGACAUCUGAUAAAGUUCAAGCUCAAGCGUUGUCUUGGUUACAAAUUCUAACUCUGCUCGACAUAACAUUACCGAUACACAUGUUAUUUUCUUUUUUUGAAGAAGGUAUCAAUAGUCUAACGGAAGCAGACGCUCAUGAAUAUAAUGAAUUUUUGGCCCCUGUGAAUUUUCAACCAAGAAAUAGCAUAUCACCUGUUGUCGAUUUUUACGAAGAAAUAGCAGUGGGUCUUUCUGAUGAUGAAGGAAAAAAACCCAGGAGAAACGUUUGUAGCGAUUUUUACAACGAGAACGAAUUAAAAUUACAAUGCUGCGUGCUAAUGUUGGAUGUUGUAUUAAAACAAAUGGAGUUGCAUAAUAUUGAACGUUUCAUCGGAGUACACUCUGUGAUGGCUCAAGAUAUUGCGAGAUUGUUGCUUAAAACGUCUUCAGCGUCGUGGUUCAUGAAUCAUGAAUGUACACCGCAACAAGAUUGCAUAUUGUGCGAAUGUUGCAUCGUUUGGCACCAGCUGGCUUUAUGUCUAGUAGAGUACGUUUGUCCGGAGACUCUGGCGCAUCCUCCUGAUCCUCCUUUAGAAGAAUCAUCAGAUGAAUCGAAAAAUAGUCCACCAGAUAGCGAUAAAAAAGAACAAAAAGGAGAUUCGCUCAAUUCACCAUUUAUGGAAAUAAAUACUUUGCAAAUAAUGACGGCGACAGUUGAAACGGUUGUAGAACAGCUUGACUUAGCUCCUAUCAUGCUAACUGAAAAAGUUCCCAAUAUGGCUCGAGCUGUUACAUUACCAGAUUCGGAAAUAGGCGGUUCUUCGAGAGUUUCACGUCCGAGUAUCUACCAUGAAAUUGAUUCUGUAGAAAAAUUUCGUUUUUCUCUGGAAGAUUUACCCCCUCAACUGCAAUAUCUACAUUUUUUGCUGAAGGAAUCUGCCAGGGUUGAAAAUCCCAAUAUAUUGUACUUCGUUUUACGAUCUCUUUACUUAUUCAUUUUACACGGCGAUAUUUUAACAAAAUCUGUGAAAGAUAAUGAGCGUUUUAUUAUAUGGUGCCAGGAAAAUUUAAUCAUUAAAAAUAUGUGGGAAUUAUGCAAUGCCGAAAAUUCACAUAUUUGCGAAGUAUGCGUGCCGAUUUUGCUGCAUUGUGUCACAUUGCCCUCAGGAUCAGAUGUGUUUUGGAAAAUUUUACAAGAAGAAUUUCACAGCUCAGAUUGGCGAGUUCGUUUUGUUGCGGUGGAAAGAGUAACAGUCAUGGCAAGAUUUAUGGAGACUACUCCGUUGAGGAAUAAUUAUCAUCUUCAAGCAGUGCUGACGAAUGCAUUUUGUUAUUUAAUAUCGAGCAUGGAUGAUUAUAAUGAAUUAGUCGCCCAACGCGCCACUAUUUAUUUGGGCACUAUACACGAUUACGCUAUGAAGUCAUUGUGUCUGUGCCUAGAAACACAAUUUGAUUGUGUCAUAGUUGAUAGACCUAUGGUUCUACAGUCGCUUUAUCAAUUACAUAAUUCCUUAAGUGAUCGAAAAAUUCUUAGUUGGGAAUUUUUCUUGAAUCGUUUCGAUACCUUAUUCAUAGAAGCUCAGCUGCAUUUGGAAAAAACUGGAGAUAUUCCGCAUUUUAAAGAUUUAAAAGACUGCGAUCAAACAAAUGAAUCAUUUGUGAAAAAAUUACAAAGAGCUCAAGAGGCACUGUCUCAAACGUCGGAUUCAAGCUUGGUCAAAACGCUUAGUGCAAGUUUUGGCACAAAAUGGCCGUAUAAAAGAACGAUGUCAGCACCAGCAUCCAUGCUAUCCAGACAGGAUAGCAAGUUAGAAAAAGAUAAAGUUUAUAAUCGUCAGUUUUCUGCUCCAGUUUUAAAAAGAAAAAGUUCCCGAUUCGGGUUAGGUGGGUAUUUUUAAAAAAUAUCAGCGGAGUUUGGAUAUAAAUGUGAUUUUAUCGCUGUAUUUGAUUUUGCAGAGGCAUAUAAUCAGCAAUAUGCGAAUAAUGAAGAAAGCAACGUCUACGCAACUUUGCAUAGAAUUAUUGCUUUAGAAGAAAGUGACCGUGAAACGACCCACCUACUGGUUUUCUUAUUUAUGCAGUUUCUUUCGAGAUCGGAUCAGGUUGCACCUAGUGACGAAAAAUACCUCUCUCGAAUUCAAAAUAUUGUAUUAAGACAUUUAUAUCUACUGUUAGGAUAUAACUCCAGCGAAAGAAGUUUUCAUGUCGCACCUCAAGUUUUGAGGAGCUCCGCCGUAUUCAACGCAUUUCUAUCAAAUCUUCCUCAGUUGUUGGAUCAAAAUUUCAAAAUAGGAGAAAUGAUAGUUCCAACGACUCUAUUACUCCUUCAAUACUGUCCUAGUUCACCUCACAGUGCAAUGUUGGAUUUGCAAAGUCAGCCGACGUAUUCGUUAUGGAAUUUAGAACCUCAUAUUAGGCGGUGCUGGAUCAUGGCUGUUUUUGUCUUCUUGUAUAAAUAUAAUUACAAAAAAGCGCCGCUGAGUAAUCAAGUAAUGAAUCUCAUUAAAAUUGUCUUAAAUACUCUGAACGCCCAGUACCAUGUAUGUCACAGGAUUCCUCCAACGGUAAUCAUGUCGGCGCCCUCACAACCUUCUCAUUCCAGAGAUCUAAGUCAGCGCUCAAUUGGCGGAGAAACUCCUCCACAGUCUCCUGGAAAUUUAACGCAUACUUUUCGAGGCAAAAAAUCUGCAACCAGCAUGGAAACGCAUUGGGAAGAAGAGACGCCAGUAUGCGGGAAAAAUGGACUUACAGGUUCAUUGGAAGUCGAAGAUACAGGAAUUAAUUAUCCACACGUAACUGAGCGUUAUAAGUCCGAUAGUACGGCUCCUGAUAGUACGCAGGGUUCCUUUGAAGAAGCUGGUGCUACCACGUCGGAUAAUAUCUUCAGAAAUAGUCAUUUCAAGAAGCCAAUUUGGUAUCUUGGCAGCGAAGAUAAUCAAGAUGUGAAGCCAACAACGUCUCAGUCUAUUUCAAUGACAGUUCUAAAAUCUUUGCAAAAAUCUGAUUCAGAAGAAGGAGCAGUUACCUAUAAUGCGCAUUGCGAAUACAACGUUGAAAAAUCUAGAAAGGAAGUAAUCUCACCUCCUAGUUGUACAUCGCCGAAAACUUCUGACAGCGAUAGGCAAAGCAAUGGCGAUCCGAGGGACACAAAAAGUAUAUACGGUUCUCCCGAAUCUCCCCUCUCUAAAAUGGACAUCCAUUCCGAAGAAAAGGAAUACAGCGGUUACAGAAGAUGGACAGCUAGUACUCUUGAACUAAUGAACUCCAAAGAAUUGUCACUACCAGUACCGGAAAGAUUACUACCUGUUGGAAAAUCCUCUCCAAGAGUUUGCGAUGAAUUAAAUUUAGUCAAUAUGCCUAUUUUAUCAUUGCAAGUCAAGGAUAAAAAAGGUGAAGAUAAACGUGCAAAAUCCGAUUCCGAUGUUGAUCCGACUUCUACUUCUAGAUUUCCAACCUUAGACAAACUGGAGGGAACUGGGAGAAGUCGAAGUAUAAGCCCGAGGCAUUUAAUCAAACAAGUGGCUCUUGAAUCUCCCUCGGAUGACGUGUUUACGAAAAUAAUGCUCAAAGUCGAAGAUAUUCCCCCUAAGAAAAAAUUCGCCAACAUUCCAACCACUCCUCACGCAUUAUUGGAAUACAUGCAGCAUCAUGGAUUUUGGAGUGGAUCUUUACAAAGAGGAAGUGUAAUCGAACCAGGAUUGGAGCAAGCUUGUCACGCCUCAGCUAGUUUAAAGCAGAGUUUGUAUAGAGUUGGGGAAGAUUGUACAUCUGAAAGAUGUAGCGAAUGCGGUAUGAUAAAAGAAGAGUACAAUGACGACGAAAUCGGCUUAUGUAUAAUAGUAAUUGGGACAUUUGUGCAUCGAGAACCUGCCUUAGCUGCGCCUAUAUUAGACCAAAUACUCUCAAUCAUUGCAAAAUUGAGCGCGAUUCCUAUGUAUUCGUGGCAGGUUGAAAGCAGUAUUAAUCUUCCCGGGAGUUCUGGUCGAGUUGCCAGACAAUUUCUUAAAGUUAUUUUCCAACAGUUGAUCCCUAAUGGAGUUUUUAUUCAGAUGUUUCGUACUCCUGUUCGAGAGUGUUCUGGAGUAAACUUUUUCAAAAACGUGGUCCAAGCUUUAAUUGAUUUUAAAGAAUUGUGCCCAAUUACACCACUUAUGAUGUUAUUUGAAGUCAUGAACAAUAAGAAAACUCUUCCUCUAGACAGACUUCCGAUUAUUUUAAAUAACGUCGCGAGUUACAUCGAAUGCAUAAUCAUGGAAAAUAUAUCAGUUGCCUGGGGACCAUUCAUCACUCAAGCGGAAAUAUUUUUCCGGCGGGUGUCACUAAUAAUGAGCAAUUUCGAAGGAUUUUCAUUCUUUUUCAAAAAUAUUUUGUGUGUUUUGAGAAUACCUGGAAUUGUGCUGUUCAAGAGUAUACUCGAUCCAUUUUCGAAAAUAUUGAGCUACGGAAUAGAAAAUUUCAAACUGAAUUAUCGUAUGUUAUUGGAAGUAUGUUUUCAUUGUAAUCGAGCGUUCACUAGAGAACGCGAUAAGCUAAUGUUGACUCGAGUUGUCGUAUUUGAGCUUAUGCAGGCUUUAAAGGCAAAAACAGUUUUAUUGGAGUCGAAUAUUUUAACAUUGAUUAGUUUCGUACUUCAAGAUAUUGGAGGAAUGCUUCCAGCGCCGACCUCGGCAGAAGGGAUUUUAAUGGGCGAAACGAUCGACUUAUGUGGUCCGGUCCUAAAUACAGGAGCAGCAGAAGUGAUGCGACAAAAUUUCACCGAUGCGUUGGAUUUUGUCUUUGAUUUCCAUUCUUUGACGAAAAUAAAAACAAAUUACAAGUGCAAUUUGGUCAGUUUGAAUGAAGAUACUCUAGGAGGUACUUUGAAAGCUGGUAUUUCGCAGUAUAUAGCCUUAGAACUGACCCGUGGAACCAGUAGAGAUAACAGGGUUUUGGCUAGAUAUUUCCCUUGGCUGUGUAAUACACCAGCUUCCCAACAAACAAUUAGAGAAUUUGCCGAAUGUAUGGGACAUAUUCGAUUACUAUCGUGGUUAUUAAUUGGUACUCUGACUAAUAACUGCACAUCUGGAUCACUAUGCCAGUCAGUUCCUCAAGAAGUCUCUUGUUAUAUCGCUGAUCAUGUUCAAGUUGUGCUCAAUGGAUAUCCGGACCAUGCCAAGACUAGUGUGGUUCAUAAUUCUGCGUUGGUUCAUUGUUUCGUAUUAUGUGAAUUAUGGACUAUCUAUUUAGAACACGUUUCAUUUUGCCAUAAACCGAACUCAGAGCCAUAUACGUUGACUCAAAGUAUUCUAUUUGAUUUCUGGGGAAAAGUGACUCCGGCUAUAUUAAAAUUGAUUUCGCACUCGAAAUUCAUGUCAGAAAAAGUCAAUUCGCAUUUUGUGAGUGUCAUCGAAGCCCUAUUGGAAUGUCGUUCACCGUCGUUAAAUAAAUUGCUACCGAUUUGGCGACCUAUUCUUAAUGAAGAUAAUACUCAGAUCCCUGGAAAUUUACUGAUGCGUUUACAACAUUGCCAAAAUAAUCCACCUCCCUCGAGUGUUACCAUCGCACAUACACACGUGUCAAGCUCAGUUUUAUUAAAGUGGUUACAGCGUGUUCAAUUUAGAAUGGGUCUUAUAGAACUACAAGCUUCCCAACCGACCCAGUUUUAUGCAGUCUAGUUGUUGAAUUAACAUAUUCGAAUGUUAGAAGUUAUUAAAAUAUAUUAUGAUGUUAUGGAA